UAUGGAUGGCACACAGGGCAAAGUACAUGGCAGAAAGGGGGAAAGAGGGCCUCAGUUGACUGGACCGAGGGCGGCCGGGCAGCACGCCAGAGUCCUCAUACUGGGCCAUUCCUUCAUUUUCUGGGCGCGCAAGUGGGCGCAGAACGCCAACCCUGGACCCCAGCUUGGUUUGGGACAUUGGGCCACUGUGGAGUGGCUUGGCCGGCGGGGCAUGCGGAGGGCCCAGUUCCUGCCGAUGCUGUGCGAGUUCCUGGAGGGGAAUCCUGUCCCAGAUGUCCUGCUGCUGCAUUUUGGAGGCAACGACCUGGCGGACCAGUCUGGCAUUUCGCUCUCAAGACAGAUUGCCCAGGACCUGGAGGUCGUCCUCUUCUGGUGCCCGGGGCUGGUGGUCAUCUGGUCUGACAUCACUCAGUGGAGAGUCUGGAGGGGGGUGGUGAAGCAGAACAAGGUAGAUAGGGCUAGGCGCGGGGUGAACGUGGCCGUGGCACGCUUCAUCGCCAUGAAAGGGGGUGGGUGCAUUCCACAUGACGACAUUGUGUUCUCGCUCCCCCAGUUAUUCAGGGGUGACGGCGUGCACUUGUCCCCCCUGGGUAUGAGGUAUUUUUUUUAGAUGAUCUGCGGCUGGGGUUGGCAACAGUGCUGUUUGGCCUGUGGGGUGGUGGGGCAUCAAGCUAGGCUGACGCCCGCUGUGGCGUGCACAGUGUGGAGGUGAAUGGCUAAUGCGGUGCGGCACCUUAGGUAAGCUUUAGCUGUAAGGUGGAGGGGAGGAUCCCUUGAGGCUUUACAGAUCAGGGAUGCUGCCUUGCUCCUACCUCUCUGCAACCGACACCCUUCCGUAUGGCUUGACAGCGUCGGACGGGUGAUGUCAAUUGCAGGGUCCUGACCUUAAGUCGGCAACAAAGGGCGCCCCCUUCUGGAAGGUGGGCCGCCUGGAGCCAAGGUGUCUGUGCCAUGAGAUUCUAGGGCAGGGGUGGCCACGCGGUGGGCCCCCCCAUUCGAGUCCGCACUGUUGCUGCUGUGAAUGCC
This is a messenger RNA of Hemicordylus capensis (graceful crag lizard), 1026 nucleotides long. RefSeq lists its product as uncharacterized. Bases 2 to 610 code for a protein of 202 amino acids. NCBI's taxonomy places the organism in Eukaryota, Metazoa, Chordata, Lepidosauria, Squamata, Cordylidae. The record is from RefSeq and is a predicted model, not a curated record. The transcript has 2 exons.